Saccharomyces cerevisiae S288C is the source of this 1995-nucleotide messenger RNA. RefSeq names its product ATP-dependent RNA helicase (gene MSS116). Gene Ontology annotation, molecular function: ATP hydrolysis activity; ATP binding; nucleic acid binding. Gene Ontology annotation, cellular component: intracellular organelle lumen; mitochondrial matrix. Bases 1 to 1995 code for a protein of 664 amino acids. Lineage: Eukaryota; Fungi; Ascomycota; Saccharomycetes; Saccharomycetales; Saccharomycetaceae. The transcript has a single exon. The record is from RefSeq and is marked reviewed.
AUGUUGACCUCUAUAUUGAUAAAAGGUCGCACACCUGUUCUUGCAAGCAGAAAUUUAUUAGCAGCUCUCUCGAAUUGCAACCAUAUUACUUGGGCUGUUUCAAGAAGAUUAUACAAUGAUGGAAACAGAGAUCAAAGAAAUUUUGGUAGGAAUCAGAGAAACAACAACAGUAACAGGUAUAGAAACUCCCGUUUCAAUUCUCGCCCAAGGACAAGGUCUAGAGAAGACGAUGAUGAAGUGCACUUUGAUAAGACCACUUUUUCCAAACUAAUUCACGUCCCAAAAGAAGAUAAUAGUAAAGAAGUAACGCUGGACUCUUUACUGGAGGAAGGAGUCCUUGAUAAAGAAAUACAUAAAGCCAUUACCAGGAUGGAAUUUCCCGGUUUAACUCCUGUACAGCAAAAGACUAUCAAACCAAUAUUAUCCAGUGAAGACCAUGAUGUUAUCGCAAGAGCUAAAACCGGUACAGGUAAGACAUUUGCCUUCUUGAUUCCAAUUUUCCAGCAUUUGAUAAAUACGAAGUUCGAUUCUCAAUAUAUGGUAAAAGCUGUUAUUGUCGCACCAACAAGAGAUUUGGCCUUGCAAAUCGAAGCAGAGGUGAAAAAAAUCCACGAUAUGAAUUAUGGCUUGAAAAAGUACGCUUGUGUCUCUUUAGUUGGUGGUACUGACUUCAGGGCAGCUAUGAAUAAAAUGAAUAAGUUGAGACCAAACAUUGUAAUUGCCACUCCAGGGAGAUUGAUUGAUGUUUUGGAAAAAUACUCCAACAAAUUUUUUAGGUUCGUAGAUUACAAAGUGCUAGAUGAAGCUGACAGAUUGCUAGAAAUUGGAUUCAGGGAUGAUUUAGAAACUAUUUCUGGUAUUUUAAAUGAAAAGAACUCCAAAUCAGCCGAUAAUAUCAAGACUUUGUUGUUCUCUGCUACUCUGGACGACAAAGUACAAAAGUUGGCAAACAAUAUCAUGAAUAAAAAAGAAUGUCUCUUUUUAGACACAGUAGAUAAGAAUGAACCUGAAGCACAUGAAAGAAUUGAUCAGUCUGUCGUCAUUUCAGAAAAGUUUGCCAAUAGUAUAUUUGCUGCUGUGGAGCAUAUAAAGAAACAAAUAAAGGAAAGAGAUUCUAAUUACAAAGCCAUUAUUUUUGCACCAACUGUUAAAUUCACAUCCUUUUUGUGCAGUAUUUUAAAGAAUGAAUUUAAGAAAGAUUUACCAAUUUUGGAAUUUCAUGGUAAAAUUACUCAAAAUAAAAGAACAAGUUUAGUUAAAAGAUUCAAAAAAGAUGAAUCCGGUAUUUUGGUUUGUACGGAUGUGGGAGCCCGUGGUAUGGAUUUCCCAAACGUCCACGAAGUUUUGCAAAUUGGUGUUCCAUCUGAGUUGGCUAAUUAUAUUCAUAGAAUUGGUAGAACAGCCAGAAGUGGGAAAGAAGGAUCUUCUGUGCUAUUCAUUUGUAAAGAUGAAUUGCCAUUUGUUAGAGAGUUGGAAGAUGCAAAAAAUAUAGUCAUUGCCAAACAAGAAAAAUAUGAGCCCAGUGAAGAAAUAAAAUCUGAGGUCCUAGAGGCAGUGACCGAAGAACCGGAAGACAUAUCAGAUAUUGUAAUAAGUUUAAUCUCAUCCUACAGAUCCUGUAUCAAGGAAUACAGGUUUUCUGAAAGGCGCAUACUUCCUGAAAUUGCUUCCACUUAUGGUGUACUGUUAAAUGAUCCUCAAUUAAAGAUUCCAGUAUCCAGAAGGUUUUUAGAUAAAUUAGGUUUGAGCCGUAGUCCAAUUGGUAAGGCAAUGUUUGAAAUUAGAGACUAUAGUAGUAGAGAUGGAAAUAACAAGUCCUACGAUUAUGAUGAUGAUUCAGAAAUUUCUUUCAGAGGCAACAAAAACUAUAAUAAUAGGAGCCAAAAUAGAGAUUACGAUGACGAACCGUUUAGACGCAGCAACAACAAUAGACGCUCAUUCUCCCGUAGUAAUGAUAAAAAUAAUUACUCCAGUAGAAACAGCAACAUAUAUUAG